Sinocyclocheilus anshuiensis is the source of this 502-nucleotide messenger RNA. Its product is annotated as NADH dehydrogenase [ubiquinone] 1 alpha subcomplex subunit 13-like. Lineage: Eukaryota; Metazoa; Chordata; Actinopteri; Cypriniformes; Cyprinidae. The coding region runs from base 27 to 425 and encodes 132 amino acids. Gene Ontology annotation, cellular component: respiratory chain complex I. The record is from RefSeq and is a predicted model, not a curated record. The transcript is spliced from 5 exons.
AAUGGUUUGGCAGCAGCAGCUGUGAGAUGAAGGCUCUAGUUUCAUCACUCAUGCACCGCUGGUUGUCCGGUGUGUGGUCCUCAGGUUACAGUAUGUUCGGCGUGGGCGUGGGGCUCAUGGUGUUCGGAUACUGGAGGCUCUUCCGCUGGAACCGCGAGCGCAGACGGCUGCACAUCGAGGAGCUGGAGGCGCGCAUCUCUUUACUGCCGCUGCUGCAGGCCGAGCACGACCGCCGGACGCUGCGGAUGUUGCGGGAGAAUCUGGAGGAGGAGGCUGUGAUCAUGAAGGACGUUCCCGGCUGGAAGCUCGGUGAGAAGGUGUUUCACACGGACCGAUGGGUGUCUCCGCUCACAGAGGAGCUGUUUAACCUGCGGCCGCGUGAGGAGAUGCUGCGCAAGAAGUUCGGCUUCCUGCGGUACGUGUGACUCCAGCUAUCCCAGCAUCCCCUUCUGCGGCGUUUCCAGCGUUAGCCAUGUGUUGCUCUGUUCACACUGUAAAUGUU